Molecule: messenger RNA, 2331 nt
Organism: Closterium sp. NIES-65
Lineage: Eukaryota; Viridiplantae; Streptophyta; Zygnematophyceae; Desmidiales; Closteriaceae
Source: the annotation of a GenBank genome assembly
AUGCGCGUGGAAGGCGGGCGCGGGGGCAGCCGAAGCUUCAGCUCCACCACCACCGCCACCAGCACCACCAACAGCAGCAGCAGCAAGAAGAAAUCAUCAAAGCCCGACCCUCCCCGCGACCGCCCCUUCAUCGAUCGCCUGCGCGUGCGCGUGGAAGGCGGGCGCGGGGGCAGCGGGUGCUCCUCCUUCCGCAAGUCGCGGCACGCGCGGCACGGGGACCGCGACGGGGGCAACGGGGGCGAGGGUGGGGGGGUCACUUUCAUUGCCUCGGCGGCUGUGAGGCAUCUGGGGAAUGUUGAUAGGACAGUGAAGGGGGGCGCGGGCGGGCAUGGAUCGAGUAAGAAGCGGGUGGGGGCGAAAGGGGUGGAAAGGGAGGUGAGGGUGCCUGUGGGGACUGCGGUGUAUUUGCUGGAAGGGGAAGUUGUCCUGGGGGGUAUUGGGGAUGAAUCUGGUGGUGGUGGCGCUGCUGGUGAUGCUGGUGAUGCCAGUGCUGCCAGUGCUCCCGUUGCUGCUGCUGUUUCUGCACCAACAGCUGCUGCUGGUAGCAGCAGCAUGCCUGCCUCUCCCCCCUGGUGGGCGGCUCUGUUCGAGUCCUCCAAGGCGGAUCAGGAGGAGGAACGGAUGGGGGAGCGAAUGGAGGGGAAGGAAGUGGAGGGAGAGGGGGAUGGAGAGGGAGAAGGGGAGGGGGAGGAGAGGAAGGUGAGAAGAAGAGUGAACAGAGACUCGUACUGGCAGCAGCUGCUGCAGCAGUGGGGUGAGGAGAGGUACGGGCAGAGGCGAGCUCGGGCCGAUGAAGGGGGCAAUGGGAGAGAUUGGGAUGAGGGGAGUGAGAAUGACAGUGUGUUACAAUCCCAUGGGAUGGCACAUAAGAGGGCGCAGGAGCGAGGUGUGUUGGUGGCCGAUCUGGUGGAGGAAGGGCAGAGCGUGACAGUGGCGGUUGGAGGGCCGGGCGGUAGGGGGAAUGCCUCCAUGGGACGAGUGAAACCGUGGGAGAUGGAGACGGAAGAAGAAUUGGAUUCGUCGCACGGGAAGGGCAAUGCAAGGUGCAGGGCGGUGCAGGGCGGUGCAGGGGCAGCAGCAGCGGCAGUGGCAGAGUCUGGCUUAGGGCAUGAGAAGGGCAGCCCAGGGAGCAGGGCGGUGGUGGCAUUAGAGCUCAAAACAGUGGCGGAUGUGGGGUUGGUGGGGCUGCCGAAUGCGGGUAAGAGCUCCCUCCUGCGCGCCCUGUCCCGCGCCAAGCCUAGAGUGGGCUGGCAUCCCUUCACCACUCUGCACCCGCAGCUGGGUUCUGUGAUGGGCGGGGGAGAGAGUGCGUGGGAGGGAGAGGACGGGGUUGGGGGAGGGAAAGCAAUGGGGGAGGGAGAGGCGAGGGGUGACGACGCGUGGAACGGAGAGAGGGGGGAGGAAGAGGAGGGGGAUGAGAUUGUGUGGGGAGAAGAUAGGGGAUUUGCAGGAGGGAGUGGAGAGAGGGGGUCGAAGUGGGAUUUGGAAGGAGAGAUGGGAUUCACAGUGGCAGAUAUCCCGGGCCUGAUAGGCGGCGCACACAGGGACAGGGGGUUGGGGCUGUCCUUUGUAAGGCAUGUGGAGCGCACUAAAGUGAUUGUCUACGUCCUCGAUAUGAGCGGCUCCAAUACCAGUACUGUUUCAAGUGAACCUCAUGCGAGCGAGCCUGGCGCAUGUGAAGCUAGCGCAACCGAACCUACCACUACCGAACCUAGUGCUACCGAACGUAGUUCAGUGUCGGCAGGGGCCCUCCCUCCCUGGCAGCAGCUGCAGGUGCUGGUGAGUGAGCUGGAGCGGUAUCAGCCAGGGUUGUCCCUGCGCCCUGCUCUCAUUGCCGCCAAUAAGAUGGACGAGGAUGCUGCAGAGGGCAAUUUGACUGAGCUGAGAAGGCGGCUGAGAGGCGGAGGUGAAGGGGUGGAUGUGUUGUUGCCAGUGCCGGUGGUGCCGCUGUGUGCAAUUCUGGUGGAGGGGGUGCCUGAGAUCAAGGGGGUUCUAAGGCGCUUGGUAUGGGGGGAGUUGGGUCUGCCAGUGCCAGUGGUGCCGCUGUGUGCUGUGCUGGGCGAGGGAGUGCCUUACCUCAAGAGGGCUUUAAGGCACAUGGUGUGGGGAGGGGAGGCAGGGGCGGGUAGGGAAGGAAUGCUACACUGCUGCGCCACAUGUGCCUCGCACCCCUCUGCAGCUUCCCUCCAAGUGCUUCCAGUACUGCUGAGGGUGUGUGCUGCGCUGGGGGAGGGGGUGUCUGGGCUGCGCUGGGGGAGGGGGUGUCUGGGCUGCGCUGGGGGAGGGGGUGUCUGGGCUGCGCUGGGGGAGGGGGUGUCUGGGCUGCGCUGA